This is a messenger RNA of Teleopsis dalmanni, 729 nucleotides long. RefSeq lists its product as uncharacterized. The coding region runs from base 20 to 706 and encodes 228 amino acids. Lineage: Eukaryota; Metazoa; Arthropoda; Insecta; Diptera; Diopsidae. The transcript is spliced from 4 exons. Gene Ontology annotation, biological process: positive regulation of DNA-templated transcription. The record is from RefSeq and is a predicted model, not a curated record. Gene Ontology annotation, cellular component: nuclear body.
UAUCAGGAAUAAUAUCAAAAUGGCUGAGAAUUCACAAGUAAAGACAAAUAAAAGAUCCCGGAAUGCCUGGACUGAUAGCGGCGAAAACUUGCUGAUUGAACUGUGGGAAGAGAAUAUAUCUCAAUUGCGGAGCCGCCGGCGAAAUAGCCAUAUAUUUAAAGAUAUGGCGACGGAAUUAUGUAAAAUGGGUUACACGGUAACCGCUGUAGAAGUGCAGAGAAAGGUGCAUAACUUCACCCAGCGCUUUAGAAAGGAGCAGCAAAGUGUUGGAGUGUCCGAAGGGUCCCUAUCAACUUGGAGGUUUUCUGAAGGAAUUAGUAAGAUUUUGGGAAAUUUACCACUCCACAACAUUACUGGGCUAAUUCCAAAUAGUUUUGGAGACCAGGAACCAGCACCAUCCACUUCAUCUUGUGCAUCGUCGCCGAUAUUGCCAGCGUCCUCACCAUGGUGCUCCAGUUCUGACAUCUCUGAAGGUAAUACGCAGGAAACGCCUAAAAGAAAAAAAAAAAAGGAUGAUGAAAGAUUAGAUAAACUAAUCAAUCUGCAAGAAAAGCUUGUAGAUUCAUUUAAUACUGCUAAUAAAAAUAUUACCGAUAUAGUUAAAGCUCUGGAAACCGGCAAUAGUAUUUUGGCUAGAAUGGCGGCGUCGAUGGAGAAAAGAUAUCCGUACGAAAGCGUCGUAUCGGAUGAGGAUUCAAAUGACUGACCUUUUUUCUUAUUUUUUUUAUA